AUGGGGGGCACGCCCAACCCGCCGUCGCCCAAGCCGCCUCGAACCCCUAAGGUCUACAAGGCCUUGGAAGGGGUAUGGGAACAAAUUCGCGAAGCUGCCCGUGUUGAACUCUCCAAGGCCGGUUUCAGGGCCCCGGUGGAGGACAAGUCGUCGGAUGAGGUGGCCCUUCUGGACCUAUUGCAGGCCCACAUUGGGGAUCUGCCAGCGGACGUCCAGACAGCGCUGCGCAACAGGAACAAGGUUCCUGAUGUUCCGCCAGAAGAAGCCGCCAUAACAGCCACGAACGAGCUCAAAGGGGCAUCCACCAAGCUGCGGUCCUUAGGCCACCGCAAAAUUCGUCUCCAAGCCAAGAUUGACGAAUCGAAAGCCGCCCUCAAAGCGUUGUAUGUUGAAAUGCAAAACUUGAUGCAAGAGCUGAAAGCGGCUGAGGAAAAUAUGGAAACCCUUGCCAAGACCUUCCGGGACAAGGUACUUCAGGCGCCCGUUCAAGAAGAAGAUGAGGACUUUAAUCUGUCCGAGGUGCUUGGAAGCAUUGGCCUUUCCCUUGAUGAAGCCCAACUCCAAAAGGUGCGGGAUGCCCAGGCCCAGCACAAGCUCCAGCGAAGGCAGAAGGCUGCGGAGCAACUGCUGGCCCAUGAUGCCCCAACAUGGAAAUCGAAGACCUUGAGCUACGACGAGAAGAACUUGAAGUGCAGCUUGAGCGCAAGCGCGAAGGGCCAGCUUUCUUGGUCCAAAGACGUUGAGAAGGCUAGCACCCGUGUGCCCUCCGCGAGCCUUUCAGGCACUCCCGAGUCUCAGGCUGUUUUGACCACACCAUCCAAGCCGGGGACGGAGGACGAUUUUGACCCUCUCCCCCUUUCUAGGGGGGUUUUUACAAACAAUAUCUCACCUGAGUGGAGGGAGUUCGGUCCUUCCCCAAUCAAUCUCUACAACCGGUUUUCAGCCCUGGCGGAAGACGAAAAUCCCAACGAUGAAUUCACCUCCCUCCUCCUCAAGGCCAAGGACCAGUCACUUGCUGCAUGUGAGGAGGAAUUGGUGGAACUGGUGGACAAAAUGCCAAUCCGCCAAGGGUCUCUUGAAGAAUGGGCGGCCAACCAUGCAUUGCAUCAACUGGCCACUCACAGAAACGAACCUAGUGUUUGUCUGGAGGCAAUUGCUGAUGCAAAAAGGCAGCCCAAAGACGAACCAGCAAAAUUUGAAAUCACAGUUGCCAAUGUCACAAGAUGGAGAGCUGAGAUCAAAACGUGGCUCCUAGAUAGGCGACCACAGGGGGUGUGUCUCCAGGAAACCCACCUCACAGCCAAAGAACAGCAUCUUGCCAUCCAUCAGUUGGAUCAGGCCGGGUACGCUGCCUGGACCCUACCGGCCCACCCAACUGAGGGGGGAAAAAACUCUGGAGGCGUCAUGAUUGCGGUUGAAAAAGAUCGAAAUUUCCGAUUCCUGAGAUCCUUUGGUGUUGAAGGUAAAGGGUAUGUGGCUGUGGUAGGUAGAACCGGGAAGAGGGACAUUGUUUUUAUUUCCAUCUACCUUGAAACCAGUGUAGGCCUCACUGGAGGACACAACCCCACCAUUGUCGGUGAUCUUAUUGCCUUCAUUAAAGGCCUCACCAUUGAAUGGUUUGUAGCGGGGGAUUUCAACCUCCCACCGCAAGACAUACUCGAAACCUCGAUUGAGUCCCUCCUGCGCGGGAAAGUGCUAGCUACUAACGAGCCCACCAUCAUGGGUGGCAAUGAAAUCGACUUUGCCAUAGCUAGCCACACCGUCUCAAAUGGGCUCGAAAUCACAACUGAUUGGGACGUUCCCUUCAGGCCCUUCCGGAGACCUGUUGACGAUGAACAGGCACCAUUCCAAGGACAUUUCACCUUGGUUUAUCCCAGCCUCCUCCUAGAGCCGAGGGCGGAUGACGCCAUUACAGCUGGGUUUGCCGGUUUUACUCAGCGUGUUGAGGCGAGCCUCUAUCCCUCAGACAUCAGAGGCCUCCGCAUUGGUCUGAGUCCCAAGCUUCAGCAGGUGGUCCAAUCCCACCUCUCCCAACUCCUUCUCAAUUGGGAGGAAUGCGAUGCAUUCAGGAAAGCACAUCAGGAACAAGCCAAAAAGUACGAGGCCUGGCUCCAAGGUGAUGGGAAAAACCAUCUGCGCCACCUUUACCGGGCACUCAAGACUGAGGAAAACACCACUACUCGCCCAUUUGCGGACCUUGCGGUGGAGGCCCAGAUGGGUGGUGCUAUGAAAUGCUCCGAGCAUUACCUCAUGAAGCCAUUCUUGAAUUGGCUAGCAUGGUGCGCCAAUGGGAAAUCGAAGCCCAGUCUCAUAGCAGGUUGCCCUCUCGCCCCUGCUCUUUCCAGAGUUGUGCUCCACGAUCCGAUCUCGAAGAUGCACUCUGCCUCCCCUGUACACCACAUCGAUUUGUGGGUGGACGAUUGCUCAGCAGAUUUUGUCGAUUCUCAUGCGCCGACAGUCGCUGCUCAAGCCAUCAAGUGUUACAGGGAGCUUAAAGCUGACCUCGAGAAUCAGGGCCUGAUGGUCAGCACCACCAAAACGGCUUUCAUCUGCUCAAACAAAGCCUCGGCCAGAGAGCUGCAAUCCUUGCUUGAAGAACAUGAACCCCCCAUCAAAACCUUAGGCAAGGACCUUGGUCUGGAUUAUGCUGCGGGGCAGAGGAGGCGAAUCACAGUGGCCAAAGGCAGGCACGCUAAAGGAGGGCAGCGUGCCAGGAAAUUGACCAAGCUGCAAGUCAAAAGCACUAGCAUCAGAGUGAGACUCUUCAACGGUUCCAUCCGGUCCUCUGCCUUGUAUGGGCAUGAAGGGGUUGGGGUAGCGCCUAAACGGCGCAAAUGGUUCAGAAGUUUGCUGGCUGCAGCCUUGGGCAGACCCACGCUUGCCAGCACUGACUCAGCCCUUGAGUUCCACUCGAACAAAGUUGUAGAUCCAGCCUACACCAUCUUGUCGCAGCAUUUCAAGGCGAUACGGAGGCUUCUUCUCAGCUGGCCCGACAGGGACAUUGCCAGAUUGCACCAGAGCUGGAACAAACUCGGGCAAUGGCUGAGCGAGGCUGAACAUCCCUGGAAAAGGGCGGCUGGACCGCUUGGAGCCGCCUGGUGCUACCUUCAAGAGUUGGAGUGGGAGGCCAUCAGCCUCAGCAAGUGGCGUGUUGAAGGCGACAUUCUUGACAUCCGUCAGGGACCUGACUUCCAUAGACUUCUUUUCCAGCUAAAACAUCUAAUUGACACCAGGCGACACCGCCGCAUUGCUCAAUCAGAUGGUGGCAAAGGAUUAGAGACAGGACCGGACUGGACAGCCCCCAGAAGGCUCCUCAAACAAGCCAACAAGCAAGAAAAGGCGGCGCUCCAAGCGUUGUGGCAAGGCGCUGUCAAGGCGUCUCCAACAGCCACGUGUUCCCUGUGCAACCUUCCUGCCACCAAGAAGCAUGUACUCUGGGAAUGCAAAUGGUGGAAAAAGCAUGGUGAACAACCGCCUAGAUGGUGGGAAGAUUACCCGGAGCAUCAAUCCACUGAUUGUCUGUGGAAUUUUGGGCUCAUGCCCAACCUUCCCAGGGAAAUGCCCUUCGGAGAUUCUAUUCUGGAAGUCCAAGGAGUCCUCCGCAAUCCAGACCAAAUCCCUGAAGGCGCUUUCGCGGCCACUGACGCCAGUGGGGGCCCCACCACUGACCAGCGGCUUCAAACCGUGGUGUGGGGGUUGAUAGUUUAUGAAUGGUGUGGGGACACGCCCAAGCGAAUCGGGUCCAUUGCCGGUCUCCUUGGUAAUGAGCAGUCAGUGUACCGAGGGGAGGCUAAAGCCAUCCAACAAGCGGCCCUUCUCCUUCCAGAAGGGACCGAUGUCACCAGUGAUUGCAAAGGGGCCGUUGCGCGUGCCAGAAGGGGCCCCGCAGGGGGAGGAGCACACCAAGACAUUUUUGGUACUGCGCCCACCCAUGAGCUUCGCCUUACAUGGGUCCCAUCCCAUUUGGGAUGCGAGGAAUUUAAGGCAAAAAUGGGGGAAGGCCAAGAAUGGCGGCGCAACAUCAAUGCUGAGGUUGAUGCAUUGGUGUCCAGACAUGCCAAAGCCCUCUACAGCACUGAGCGUGCAGAAAGGCUGCAGAAACAGGACAAACUGGCUACCGAUGUGGCCAGCUUUUUAGGACGCCGGCUCCUCUCCUUGCUUGAGGGAGGCCUGAAUUCCCCCACCGUGAAUCCGGCGGAUGGCAUUCCAGGGGGUAAAGGCGAGAUCCCCUUCAAGCGGCCUUCCAAGAAGGAGACCGAUGCAGAAGCACCAGCUGCGGAGUCCCCCUCGCAAUCGUCGAACUCAACAGAGCUUCGACGAGCCUCACCCGACCAACCGCGGCACCAGCCCGAGCCGAGCCCAACCCCACCUGCCGAGGGGGGAGAGGCAAGCACUGACCCCAUGCCAGUCAAGCAGGAAUCAACCGAGGAGUUUAGCUCCGAAGAGUCGUCAGGAGAGGCGGCACCUCUUCUACCUUGGCCUCUCUUGGCAGACAGCCUCCACCUCACGGUUGACCGGGUUCGCCGUAGCAACAACCGUGACUUCUGGCUGUUUAACCUCGGCCCAACCUUGUGGUUGGAUUGCUUCCCAACCUUCAAGGGUUCCAGCCUCCUGGGCAUAGGGGGAACGCGAGCAGUGUACACCUCACCUUCCUCAGAAGGCAAGGUGUGGAAGGUUGCUCUCAAAGCAGAUCCCAGCCACCAUGGGAUUGAGCAAACCAUUGGGCAGCGGCUGCCAGGUUUAUGUGCCACGCAAACCAGAAUGGUGGGGACGGGACAGCUCACCAUCCGUGACUUCAAGACCCUGGAGAUUGAGGUCUUGGAGGUUGAGCGUCUUACGCUGUUGCCUGACCAGCCCUCCAACCUCCAGGUCUUGCACAUGUUCAUGGUCCUCACAGCCCUUGUGGGUGCUGGCAUUUGGGUAGCGGCGUGGGCUCGAGGCGUCGUCCGUACGGACCACUCGAGCCCACGGCGACUCGCCAUCGCCUUCAGGCAGCGCCUCCUUGCCACGGAUGGGGGGAAGGAGGUUCUUGGGACUUUGAUCCGUCAAGGGGUCAUCAUCCCUAGUCCCUCGCUGAACCUGUGCCUCCCGAUGACGGUCAAUGGAGUCAACAGACCUCAAAUGCAAGAAGUGUGCAAAGACCUGGCCCACCAAGGGGAGGCGUCCUACAGUGUGGGAAUCUGCCACCUGGAGGUCUACAAGGCCUUGGAAGGGGUAUGGGAACAAAUUCCCGAAGCUGCCCGUGUUGAACUCUCCAAGGCCGGUUUCAGGGCCCCGGUGGAGGACAAGUCGUCGGAUGAGGUGGCCCUUCUGGACCUAUUGCAGGCCCACAUUGGGGAUCUGCCAGCGGACGUCCAGACAGCGCUGCACAACAGGAACAAGGUUCCUGAUGUUCCGCCAGAAGAAGCCGCCAUAACAGCCACGAACGAGCUCAAAGGGGCAUCCACCAAGCUGCGGUCCUUAGGCCACCGCAAAAUUCGUCUCCAAGCCAAGAUUGACGAAUCGAAAGCCGCCCUCAAAGCGUUGUAUGUUGAAAUGCAAAACUUGAUGCAAGAGCUGAAAGCGGCUGAGGAAAAUAUGGAAACCCUUGCCAAGACCUUCCGGGACAAGGUACUUCAGGCGCCCGUUCAAGAAGAAGAUGAGGACUUUAAUCUGUCCGAGGUGCUUGGAAGCAUUGGCCUUUCCCUUGAUGAAGCCCAACUCCAAAAGGUGCGGGAUGCCCAGGCCCAGCACAAGCUCCAGCGAAGGCAGAAGGCUGCGGAGCAACUGCUGGCCCAUGAUGCCCCAACAUGGAAAUCGAAGACCUUGAGCUACGACGAGAAGAACUUGAAGUGCAGCUUGAGCGCAAGCGCGAAGGGCCAGCUUUCUUGGUCCAAAGACGUUGAGAAGGCUAGCACCCGUGUGCCCUCCGCGAGCCUUUCAGGCACUCCCGAGUCUCAGGCUGUUUUGACCACACCAUCCAAGCCGGGGACGGAGGACGAUUUUGACCCUCUCCCCCUUUCUAGGGGGGUUUUUACAAACAAUAUCUCACCUGAGUGGAGGGAGUUCGGUCCUUCCCCAAUCAAUCUCUACAACCGGUUUUCAGCCCUGGCGGAAGACGAAAAUCCCAACGAUGAAUUCACCUCCCUCCUCCUCAAGGCCAAGGACCAGUCACUUGCUGCAUGUGAGGAGGAAUUGGUGGAACUGGUGGACAAAAUGCCAAUCCGCCAAGGGUCUCUUGAAGAAUGGGCGGCCAACCAUGCAUUGCAUCAACUGGCCACUCACAGAAACGAACCUAGUGUUUGUCUGGAGGCAAUUGCUGAUGCAAAAAGGCAGCCCAAAGACGAACCAGCAAAAUUUGAAAUCACAGUUGCCAAUGUCACAAGAUGGAGAGCUGAGAUCAAAACGUGGCUCCUAGAUAGACAGGGGGUGUGUCUCCAGGAAACCCACCUCACAGCCAAAGAACAGCAUCUUGCCAUCCAUCAGUUGGAUCAGGCCGGGUACGCUGCCUGGACCCUACCGGCCCACCCAACUGAGGGGGGAAAAAACUCUGGAGGCGUCAUGAUUGCGGUUGAAAAAGAUCGAAAUUUCCGAUUCCUGAGAUCCUUUGGUGUUGAAGGUAAAGGGUAUGUGGCUGUGGUAGGUAGAACCGGGAAGAGGGACAUUGUUUUUAUUUCCAUCUACCUUGAAACCAGUGUAGGCCUCACUGGAGGACACAACCCCACCAUUGUCGGUGAUCUUAUUGCCUUCAUUAAAGGCCUCACCAUUGAAUGGUUUGUAGCGGGGGAUUUCAACCUCCCACCGCAAGACAUACUCGAAACCUCGAUUGAGUCCCUCCUGCGCGGGAAAGUGCUAGCUACUAACGAGCCCACCAUCAUGGGUGGCAAUGAAAUCGACUUUGCCAUAGCUAGCCACACCGUCUCAAAUGGGCUCGAAAUCACAACUGAUUGGGACGUUCCCUUCAGGCCCUUCCGGAGACCUGUUGACGAUGAACAGGCACCAUUCCAAGGACAUUUCACCUUGGUUUAUCCCAGCCUCCUCCUAGAGCCGAGGGCGGAUGACGCCAUUACAGCUGGGUUUGCCGGUUUUACUCAGCGUGUUGAGGCGAGCCUCUAUCCCUCAGACAUCAGAGGCCUCCGCAUUGGUCUGAGUCCCAAGCUUCAGCAGGUGGUCCAAUCCCACCUCUCCCAACUCCUUCUCAAUUGGGAGGAAUGCGAUGCAUUCAGGAAAGCACAUCAGGAACAAGCCAAAAAGUACGAGGCCUGGCUCCAAGGUGAUGGGAAAAACCAUCUGCGCCACCUUUACCGGGCACUCAAGACUGAGGAAAACACCACUACUCGCCCAUUUGCGGACCUUGCGGUGGAGGCCCAGAUGGGUGGUGCUAUGAAAUGCUCCGAGCAUUACCUCAUGAAGCCAUUCUUGAAUUGGCUAGCAUGGUGCGCCAAUGGGAAAUCGAAGCCCAGUCUCAUAGCAGGUUGCCCUCUCGCCCCUGCUCUUUCCAGAGUUGUGCUCCACGAUCCGAUCUCGAAGAUGCACUCUGCCUCCCCUGUACACCACAUCGAUUUGUGGGUGGACGAUUGCUCAGCAGAUUUUGUCGAUUCUCAUGCGCCGACAGUCGCUGCUCAAGCCAUCAAGUGUUACAGGGAGCUUAAAGCUGACCUCGAGAAUCAGGGCCUGAUGGUCAGCACCACCAAAACGGCUUUCAUCUGCUCAAACAAAGCCUCGGCCAGAGAGCUGCAAUCCUUGCUUGAAGAACAUGAACCCCCCAUCAAAACCUUAGGCAAGGACCUUGGUCUGGAUUAUGCUGCGGGGCAGAGGAGGCGAAUCACAGUGGCCAAAGGCAGGCACGCUAAAGGAGGGCAGCGUGCCAGGAAAUUGACCAAGCUGCAAGUCAAAAGCACUAGCAUCAGAGUGAGACUCUUCAACGGUUCCAUCCGGUCCUCUGCCUUGUAUGGGCAUGAAGGGGUUGGGGUAGCGCCUAAACGGCGCAAAUGGUUCAGAAGUUUGCUGGCUGCAGCCUUGGGCAGACCCACGCUUGCCAGCACUGACUCAGCCCUUGAGUUCCACUCGAACAAAGUUGUAGAUCCAGCCUACACCAUCUUGUCGCAGCAUUUCAAGGCGAUACGGAGGCUUCUUCUCAGCUGGCCCGACAGGGACAUUGCCAGAUUGCACCAGAGCUGGAACAAACUCGGGCAAUGGCUGAGCGAGGCUGAACAUCCCUGGAAAAGGGCGGCUGGACCGCUUGGAGCCGCCUGGUGCUACCUUCAAGAGUUGGAGUGGGAGGCCAUCAGCCUCAGCAAGUGGCGUGUUGAAGGCGACAUUCUUGACAUCCGUCAGGGACCUGACUUCCAUAGACUUCUUUUCCAGCUAAAACAUCUAAUUGACACCAGGCGACACCGCCGCAUUGCUCAAUCAGAUGGUGGCAAAGGAUUAGAGACAGGACCGGACUGGACAGCGCUGUCAAGGCGUCUCCAACAGCCACGUGUUCCCUGUGCAACCUUCCUGCCACCAAGAAGCAUGUACUCUGGGAAUGCAAAUGGUGGAAAAAGCAUGGUGAACAACCGCCUAGAUGGUGGGAAGAUUACCCGGAGCAUCAAUCCACUGAUUGUCUGUGGAAUUUUGGGCUCAUGCCCAACCUUCCCAGGGAAAUGCCCUUCGGAGAUUCUAUUCUGGAAGUCCAAGGAGUCCUCCGCAAUCCAGACCAAAUCCCUGAAGGGGAGGCUAAAGCCAUCCAACAAGCGGCCCUUCUCCUUCCAGAAGGGACCGAUGUCACCAGUGAUUGCAAAGGGGCCGUUGCGCGUGCCAGAAGGGGCCCCGCAGGGGGAGGAGCACACCAAGACAUUUUUGGUACUGCGCCCACCCAUGAGCUUCGCCUUACAUGGCCGGUUCUUCCUGGGGUUGAUCCUUAGGGAAAACAACUUGCGGGCCAUCCUUCUUGCCUCCCUCAAGCAAGGCCUGAAUUCCCCCACCGUGAAUCCGGCGGAUGGCAUUCCAGGGGGUAAAGGCGAGAUCCCCUUCAAGCGGCCUUCCAAGAAGGAGACCGAUGCAGAAGCACCAGCUGCGGAGUCCCCCUCGCAAUCGUCGAACUCAACAGAGCUUCGACGAGCCUCACCCGACCAACCGCGGCACCAGCCCGAGCCGAGCCCAACCCCACCUGCCGAGGGGGGAGAGGCAAGCACUGACCCCAUGCCAGUCAAGCAGGAAUCAACCGAGGAGUUUAGCUCCGAAGAGUCGUCAGGAGAGGCGGCACCUCUUCUACCUUGGCCUCUCUUGGCAGACAGCCUCCACCUCACGGUUGACCGGGUUCGCCGUAGCAACAACCGUGACUUCUGGCUGUCUAACCUCGGCCCAACCUUGUGGUUGGAUUGCUUCCCAACCUUCAAGGGUUCCAGCCUCCUGGGCAUAGGGGGAACGCGAGCAGUGUACACCUCACCUUCCUCAGAAGGCAAGGUGUGGAAGGUUGCUCUCAAAGCAGAUCCCAGCCACCAUGGGAUUGAGCAAACCAUUGGGCAGCGGCUCCCAGGUUUAUGUGCCACGCAAACCAGAAUGGUGGGGACGGGACAGCUCACCAUCCGUGACUUCAAGACCCUGGAGAUUGAGGUCUUGGAGGUUGAGCGUCUUACGCUGUUGCCUGACCAGCCCUCCAACCUCCAGGUCUUGCACAUGUUCAUGGUCCUCACAGCCCUUGUGGGUGCUGGCAUUUGGGUAGCGGCGUGGGCUCGAGGCGUCGUCCGUACGGACCACUCGAGCCCACGGCGACUCGCCAUCGCCUUCAGGCAGCGCCUCCUUGCCACGGAUGGGGGGAAGGAGGUUCUUGGGACUUUGAUCCGUCAAGGGGUCAUCAUCCCUAGUCCCUCGCUGAACCUGUGCCUCCCGAUGACGGUCAAUGGAGUCAACAGUAGCGGGGACUGGUGCUUCGCCUCAAUUGAAGACCUUGAGGAGAUCAAGAUUCACCGUGUUGGCAUGGGAAAAGGCUACGGAUCUUCAGCAAGCAGUGCAGCUGAAGGCGAAGGCAGCUGGAGAGACUCUCUGCACUCGCAGCAGAGACGGAAAGGAUCCAACGGCGAGCAAGGGAACGAGCCUUGCAGGAACCAGUUCGGUUUCCAAAGUCAGGAGGGCCACCGCCACCAGCGGGCCCAGAACCAGAGCAAGCUCCAGAGUGUCCACCGCCAGGAGAAGAACGAGCUCCAGAGUGUCCACCUCCGGACCCAAUGCCGAGUGGUACGAAGCUUCCUCUUCACACGCUGGACGGGGAACCCAGCAACGCAGCAGUGGCGGAACACAUCCGCCGGAAUGAGGAAGAGUAUGCUGCAAGACGUGCCGGUGCAAUUCCUUCAGGAGACGAAGCAAGAGCCAGGGAAUCCAAGGAAUUUGCUCGUGGAGUUGCAUACUUUCGGGCCAGGUACGGCCAGCGACGCCAAAGCAGUGGAACAGCGAGUUCCAGCCGAGACACGGGGCCUGGGACCCUACAACCCAGGACGGGGCCUGGGACCCUACAACCCAGGAUGGAAGAUGCGAGAGCUGAACCAGGGAGCAGUUCCAGAGGACCACCUCCGAAGGAACGACCUGCUGGAAGCAAGGCGCCACCUCCAGAGCCAAAGGGACCACCACCGAAGCGAGUGGGAGCAACGCAAGCCACUACGCUCUACCCGAAUUCUCCUUGGAGGAGAGCAGAAAGGAGGAGAAUGCGAGAAAGGGGCGAGGAGCCAAACCCUGGAAAUGAGGAAGAUGAAUGGGGAGAUUGGUCAGGACGACUACCAGAAGGAGAAAGAGGUCGACUACCAGAAGGAGAAAGCAGAGAUCGACUACCAGGAGGAGAAAACAGAGAUCGACUACCAGGAGGAAUCAAAAUUCUAUGGCCUAUGUACAAACAAGAGCCUCUACUCCGACAAGACUAUGAAUGGAACAAGAGAUCCAUUGGUGAUGUGGAUUUGGACCAGUAUUCCAGGAGCAAAGAACCUCUACGACCCCAAGACUAUGCAAUUCGAUUACAAUGGAGCAAUGGCAAUGAUGCUUAUGCUUGGAGCGCUUGAGCAGAGGGGCACGGAGAGAUCACUUGCGUUCGUGUGCUUGUGUGAGAAAACAACAGAGAGGUUGGAGCAACAAGCAAGCAGUUCGGAUGAUCUGAACCGAAGGAUUGAAAGUGCGACAAAGGCGAUCAAGGCACCAGAUGUUUGGAACCCACAAGCCUCGGGAGAGCAUCCACCGGAUUUUACAACCUGGAAACAUCAGUUUCUGAAUUGGCUAGGUUUUGCCGAUUCGCAGUACUCAGAAGCUCUAAGUAUGAUUGAAAGUCUGGGAGCAACGCCGAUCGAUGUUUCGACUCUCACUACAGUGGAGAGAGAACUUUCGACAAAGCUUUACCACAUACUGACUUCGUAUAUGCGGGGAGCAGCAACGCAACUGUCUCGAAAUUGGAGCAGGGAGCGAUGUGGGUAUCGUCUCUAUCAAAGUUUGCUUUGGGAAUACCAACCAGCCACCAAACAACGAGCUCUAACCCUCAGUCAAGCGAUUGGGAUGUUUCCCAACUUCGAUGGGGGCAAGAGCAUGGUGGAGCAGAUUGGUUCACUGGAAAACCUUGUUCGGGAGUACGAGAUCGCUUCAGGAAAGACCUACGAUCGAGAUUUGUUGAUGGGAGUUUUGCUUCGAUGUUCACCGAGGGCGAUUCGAGACCACCUUACUUUGACAAUGCGCGAAGGAACAAACUACAUGUCAGUGAAGCAAGCGAUUCUUUCAUACGAGCAAAGCAGCAAAACUUGGGAUUACCAGACGGUGUUGAAGCAAAAGACCUUGCAGAACACAGCGAGCAGUUCGAAUGCAGAUCAAGGACCAGCACCAAUGGAAGUGGAUGCAGUGUACGAGAAAGGAGCUUUGGAGCAGGAUUUCGCCAAUGGAGAAAAGGUGGACGAAAAGGAAGCUACAAAGGAGGAAAGAAAGGACGAGGCAAAGGUUUCCACAAAGGAGGAAAGAAAGGCGGAAAGAAAGGUGGAAAGCAUGGCAAAGGAGGAAAGAAAGGUGGAGGCGAGCGAGGCCAGCACCGAGGUACCCCACUCGACAGUCGAGUCUGUUACUCCGUCGCAGAGUGCGAGCCAAUACAGGAUAAGGAGAGUGAGGAACAUUGAUUUCCAUCACAUUGCGAACACACCACCUGACGGCACAGAGCACUAUGAGCUUAGCGAAGUUUCAGAAGAAGAAGGUGAUUGGUUCACCAGAAGGAUAGAGGUGCAAGGACCAGAGUGCUACUACAUCGGGGAUGAGAGUGAGAACAAACAAGAUCAUGAGAGUGAUGAGCUGUAUCAAUGGUAUGAAAACAGCUUGGAAAGAGUUCAAGGAGGAUCGGAACCUCUCAAUGUGCGAAUGGUCCAGUUGGACACAAAGCAACAUGUGGUGAUCUUGGAUUCAGGUUGCAAGACGCACAAGGGGGUGCGAUGCGAGUUGAAGGGGGGCGAGACCUGGGGAGAAGAAACCCAGGCGGGGGAACUUGUAUCUCCCGAUGGUAAGGCACGGGUGCCUGUGGAAUACCAGAGGAAUAGCUUGAGAUUGACAGCGGAAGUUAGAGGAGUCGAGCAAGUCAGGGCAGUCAAGGUGACUUUGGCCUAUGACUUUGGUAAAGUCCCAGAGAAGGAUUGGAGCCUUCUACCGAAUGGAACGCCAGUCCAUCGCCAUUUUGGACUUGAGUUUGUAAAGCCACCGACAGGUACUUGGAAGUACAGGACCACCAUCGUGAAGGUGGGCAACGAAUGGGAAGUGAUUGAAGCAACGGAAUUGCUCGAGCGAAAAUCCGACUUGGAAGAUCGAAUACCGGGAUUGCUUUUUCGAUCAGAAAUUCUCACAUUCUUGCACAGGACACCAGAGUAUCUGGACAAGUGCUUGGUAGAAGAGGUAGCACCAGAAGAAGCACCAAAGGAGGAAGAAAAGAAGAUGGAAGAGGAGCCAGAAUGGUUUGGAAGAGAAAGAGGAGCUCCAGAAGAGUUGCAGGUGCCAGUGCCGAAAGGAGUUGUGAAGCAGCAAGGAAAGGCAGGAGGACACCAAGAGUUGGAACUCGACAUGGGAAGUACUAUUGUGGUGAAUGGAGAGUCACUCACAGCAACGAGUGAGAUUGAGAAGCUGCGAGAAGGUUGUCGGUAUUUGGGUUUGAGCGUCUCAGGGUCAAAGGUGAAGAUGUUCAGGAGACUGUGCAACUACCUCACCGAAGACAGAGAUGAGGACGCAGAAGAAGUUGCAGACAGGCUGAGGAAGCAAAGGCCCAAAGCAAGAACAAGACCCGGAGUGCCCGAACCGACAGAAGCAGAGAUUGAAGAGCAUAUGGCAACCCACAUGCCAAUGCAACCAUGGUGUGAUUUCUGUGCAGCAGCAAAGUCGAAACAGGACCAUACCCCACAAAGCAGUGAAGCAAAGUAUGAAGACCCAGGAAAGCCAGUGAUCCAGAUGGACUUCAUGUACAUGGGUCAGAACAGUGUGAGUCUGAUCAUUCUUGAUUCAUGGACUCGAUUUUCGUGGGCGAUUCCAGUGCCGGGGAAAGCACCGACGAAGAAGUUGGCCGAGAAAGUGGUGAAGUUUUCUCUCGAGAUGAACUACAUUUCCGAAGAAGUUCUGUUUGCGAUUGAUGUGGAGCCAGCGACAACAGCCUUACUGGAUUUGAUUGUAGCAAUACGACAAAAGUUAGGCUACAAGGCUGGAAAGUAUCCAAACAAGCCCUACCACAAAGGAAGAACAGCGAGAGUGGAACGCCACAUUCAGAACCUCAGGAGACAAAGCCUCACGAUGAUUGAAAUGGUCGAGGAUCGGAUUGGGGAAAAGAUUCCUGAAGAUCAUGCUUUACGAGCGUGGGCAAUUCACCACGCAGCAUGGUUGUUCAACAGGUACCACCUACACUCAGGGACGCAGAGUACAGCUUUCCAAUUGGUCUACGGGAGACCAUACCAAGGGCAGAUUUUACCCUUCGGAGAGUAUGUGUUUGGUCUGGCCAAGCCUGGAGGAGUGAAGAAUCGAUCCUUGUGGACAGGAGGAAUAUGGGUUGGAAAGGACGACCGGGACAUGGACGUGAUUACAUCAAAAGAUGGGAUCUUUACGUCAAGAUCUGUGCGGCGCACACAACCAGCGUGGCGCGCACGUGCAAAGAGAAAGAAGGAGGAGAAAAUGAGCCAGAGCCAGCAGGAGAUGAAGCAGGCGGGGGACAAAAGAGAGAAACUGAAGGAGAAGAAAGAGAGGAACCUGCGAAAGCUAGUAAAACAGCAGAUGCUGAGGAAGUCUAUUUCCACCGUUGUACGCCGGACAGGAAAAGCUGAACUUGACAAACUCGCCAACAUGAAGGUUGUGAAGACGAUCAAGAAGGAAGAGUGUUCAGAGGAAGGACACGCAGCAGUGCGAAUGAUGUUUCUUUUUCAUCUCAUCUACAAUUGGGAGCUUACAGUUCUUGACAUUCGUGACGCAUUCUUGCAAGUCAAGCAGAAAGCUCUGAUGUAUGCUGAUAUCUCACCGUGGAUUCGAACACUACUUGGUUUGGAUGAAGACCAUGUAUGGAAAGUGGAGAAGUGUCUGCCAGGGCAAAGAUCAGCGGCAGAACAAUGGUUUACCCAUUUGGUUGAGAUUUUGAAGCGUUUGGGAUCUGAGCAAUUUGUUGGGAUACCCUCAAUCUUGAAGCACCGAGUGAAGAAGAUUGCAGUGUCGAUUCAUGUCGACGACGAGCUAGUUGCAGGUGCGAAAGGCGAAGGAAGAUGGCUGAUAUGCGAGCUAGAGAAGUUUUUCAAGCUCACAGUUGAGGGACCGUUCCCAUCCCACCGGGGAUCGGGAGAACAGCUUCAUUACCUGAAGAGGACCUAUGAGUUCCUUGAAGAAGGAAUUUUGGUGACAGUGUCGAAGAAGCACUACGAGAAGCUUAAAGGACUCUACAAGCUGGGGAACCGAAAGCCAAGACAAACCCCAGAGCACCAGCUGAUUGGAACAGUGGACAAUUCCAAAGAACUGGAGGAGAACGAGUGCAAGAAGUUUCGUUCAGCGUUGGGAACACUGUUGUACAUUUCCCAAGACCGAUGGGAUUUACAGCAUGUGACGAAGUGUUUGGCAAGUAAGAUGUCGAAGCCAACGGAACAAGCGUUAACCUGUUUGAAACAAGCUUUGCUCUAUGUGCAAGGAACAGAGCAACUGGGAUUCCUACUGAAGUACACAAAGGUUGGAAACAAGAUGAUGGAUGCGAAAGUUACUCGUGGAGAUCCGGAUGGAUUCAAGUGCGGGAAGACAAUGGAUGAUGCGAACAGGAGAUUUCUCAUGUACCAUAUUGGAGCCAUGGUGUGGAAUGGAGAAAGUCAUGAGCGUUAUGGGAAAGAAGAAGCAAUGGAACAUGUGGCAGGUGAAGUUUGCCGAAGCCAAGUUCGAGCACUACGUGCAACUUUGUUGAGUGAGCGAGGAAGCAAGACGGCUAGAGCGAUGUACUUGACAAUGAUGGUGAAUAUGAUUUCUCAGAUUGCAGGACAGCCAGACGAUUUUGGAGGACGAGAACGAGAAGAACGAGAAUUUGUUUUCAUCUAUGUGAAGGAAGUGAGUGGAUGGAUUAUUCUUUUCAGUGUGCUACUAGGAGGAAUUUUCGCUUUACUCUUGUUCUACAUGGUCGAGCAGAAGGUGAACGAAGGACGACAGGAACCACAGGAAGAAGGACCACAGGAACCACAGGAAGAAGGACCACAGGAACCACAGGAAGAAGGACCACAGGAACCGCAGGAAGAAGACCACAGGAACCACAGGAAGAAGGACCACAGGAACCGCAGGAAGAAGGACCACAGAUUUCGAUCUGAGUACGGUUGUACUGGUGGCUUAGUCCCAUCUGCAAGUGUUCUCGCCUUCUUAGUGGACAACGCGGACGACAUGGCCAGCUUGGUAGCGCAGUAUGCACCAGGAGAUGCUCGCGCGAGCCAUGUGGCACGUGCUUUGUGGACUCUAGUGCAAUGCGAUGCCACUUCCGCUUGCAAACGCAGUAGCCUUGUGGAUCCUGCUUGGCAGCGAGUGCUUCUUGCGCGUCGACUUCCGCAGUCUGAGUCGACUGCCCCUGGCCUGUGUGACACCUUAUCUUGGCUGCGGUCGAAGUCCGGUGCUUGUCGGCGCAGUAGUACGCUGCUCUUUCGAAGUCGCAAACAACUUUCUCGAGUUGAAGACGGACAGUCGCGUGAAUCUAUUGAUGCGCAGAGACUACUUCAUUGCAGGCGUGAGUUGGCGGAGCUGGUUUCCGAAGCAGGUCUACCUAUUGCUGCGCAAGCGCAACUGGCAUCUGCUCCUGAGGAAAUCAUUGUUGCGUCUCUGGGUUCUAUGAGGGCUUCCACUAUUCGCAAGAAGGUUCGCGAGUGGCGCAGGGUCCGUAUCUUCAGCCUGGGUGCCUGUGGAUGUCCAUGGCCUUCUCACGUGGGCAUCGUGCUGGAUUAUUUGCGUGAGCGUGUGGACGAACCUUGCGGUCGCACUGUGCCAGAAGCUGUUGUCUCGGCAUUUGCUUUCAUGGAAAAAGUUGGCUGCGUUCCAGGGCCCGAUCGGGUUUCAGCGUCGCAGAUUCUUCGGAAUUUUGUGAACCAAGCAACGCAUGACCUGGAGGUCGGCGCCCCCCCGACCAAGAAAGCCCCGCUUCUGCCCCUGGUGAUGGUGGGGUCCUUGGAGCUCAGGGUCGUCGAUGCUCAGGCACCUCUAUAUGCGCGUGGUUUAGCUUUCUGCAAGCUUCUGAAGUUGUGGACUGCGUGCCGCACCAGUGACUUAUGUGGUUUAAAUCCUUCUAGUCUGCGUCUGAAUCGCCUGGGCCUGGUUGGCGUGCUCGAGAAGACGAAGACUACGGGUGCUGGCAAGCGGAUUCGUCAUCUUCCAAUCUACAUCAGUCAUAGUGCGUACUUCAUGGCACCUGAUUGGCUCAGCGUGGGUUGGAAAGUUUGGUCAGAUCCUGCGAUGUCUUUUGGCCGAGACUAUUUCCUCCCGAUGCCGAAACCGGACUGGAGCGGUGCCUGCAAACGGAUGGCAGAGUAUGCUGACUCUGCCGGCCUGAGUGUUCAGUUGUUGCGUCGCUUGUCUGUCCCGCGUCGACAAGGCUCCAAAUGGUUGCAGUCCGAGAACCCGUUGCUCCUCUGCGAUGCUGCCGCCGUUUUCUGGAAAGAACACUCGGAGCGCAAUUGGCUCAACAGCAUGCUGGCCGCGAUCGAGGUGAGCAAGGAGCUGCGAGACUAUGUGGGUAGGUGGCACAUCUCCUCAUCCGAUGAGUACUUACGGACAGCUCAACAGGUUGUGGUUGGUCUGCAAGAAAAGCUGGUUACUUACUUCUGUGGUCCAGAUCGAUGGGAUCUUCGCAAUGCUGGUCUGGAUGAGCUUGAGUCUCACCUGCGUGCUCGCGGGGUUGUUGCUGAGGAAGUCGAUGAUGCAGAAUCGCAAAGCCCGUAUUUUGUUACCGUCGUGGGCAACAAGCGGCUACGCAGGCUCCAUCGCCGCGGGGGAUGCGGCGUGUCGGUGCUGGAAGUGCAAGAGUCGGAGCCCGUUUGGCAUUUGAAGGGGCUCAUGUACAAUUUGGCUUGUCAGCAUUGUUGGCGCCCUGGGGAAUCCACCGUUUCGGAAGCCGAGGAAGCAGACGACUCGGGCAGUGCAAGAUUCGCGGGAGUUGGCGGAUGCCAAUGCUUAUGGCUCGCAGAAGUGUCUGUGGCUCCAAGUGUUCAUCGCGUUUCCUUUCUUGUGCUAGGGUCGUCUAGCGCUUGCAGCAUGACGGUAGAUGUGCUCGCUUCGGCAGAUGCGGAUCUUCGCUUCCAGAUGGAGGAAGCAGGCGUCAGCGCGGACGUGCAGAAGGCAAUCUAUGCAGAAGGCUUCACUUCCGUGCGCGUCUUCGCUGGAUUGGAAGAGACCCGCGAGGGUGUGCGGGCGGCGCUGAAGUCCUCCUUCAAGCUCGACAGCAACGAGAGCCCUGCCAUGCGCAAGGAGAUCGCCCUCUUGCUGGCUGUUUGGGAAGGGGCUCGCUCUCAGUUGACGUACCAGGCAAAGAACAAAGAAGAGGCAAAACAAGGGACACAAAAUCGGCUCAUGCAGUCCUCCGAAUACGGUGCGAUGCGCACCAGGGUCGAGCAAGUCUUGAAUCGUACUCUCAAGGAUCGCGAGGCUCCGAGCAAGGCCUUGGUUGCCUCCAAGCUCGAGCAACUUGAGGACGGGGUCCCCAAGGCCGAAGAUCUUAGGGAUGUGACGUCUUACGAGGACGUGGAGGGGGAGGCCUACAGCGCCAUUAUCGACCCUGCCACAGCCAUGCUGCGCAUCAAGCCUGGUCGCGCGUCUACAAUACCCCCAGGGUCACCAGAAGAGCUUCGUCUUCGCCAUCGUCGCAUCGGCUUGGCGUGGGAUUUCGUGAAGACGCGGCAUUCCACCCGAGCUUGGGUUCCUGACAAUUGUGUGGAUUGCUUCCGUGUGCUAUCGGACCAUGUUUUAGGCUCGGCAGUAGCCGGACUUCGGAGUGCUUCAGGCCAAGGCCCCACCUGGUCCUUGGUGUUGAGCUAUGAGCAAGAGCUUCGCAAAGCCGCGUAUCGCUACAUUCGCGACGGUCAGUGCAAAGACUUGCGUGCUGCUCUUGAGAAGGCGUGUGAUGCCCCGGAGGUUUUGACCACACACUUUAUCGUCCCGUUCACCUUGGGCAAGGCCGAGGAUCCUGUGGAUAUGCCCGACUUGACAAAGGUGCCUUGGCUGCAUCAUGGGAAAGGUGGCAAGGGCAAAGGCGGCGGCAAAGCUCCGGAUUGGGGGCGGCAAUGGGGGAAGUCUAACAAGACUCCUGAUGGCAGGGCUCUAUGCUUCAAGUUCAACAAGCGUGCAGUUGCUGAUCCUGGCAAGCGAAAGUCUGUGGCCACUGCAGAUGAGGCCGCGUCUGGUGAUGAAGAGGAACUUUGGAACAAUAUCUUUCCCAGCCGUGCUUACUCUGGCCUAGAGUAUGAAGAAGGAGGCGACGGUAUUCGCAUCGCUGGUUUGCGAGGGACAGGGCCACCGCUGUACUGUCGUAUGGGUGGUGCACGGAAGCCUUUCACCGAUGGUUGCGGUCUGUGCUCCCCUGGUCGAUGGCCUCCCUCUGCCAGGCAGGAUGCUUACGAGAAUGUGAAGUUGUCCUUCCAUCAGCGCCUUGCGACAAAGCUGCAUAACUUUGUGGGCGCAAAGCUCAAUGUGCGUGACUUGGCGUUUAAGCUUGCUGCAGGUGUUGUCAAGGAGGCCCCCUUCAGUGACGAAAUGCUGGAGGAAGGCAGAAGCAUCAUCUGGAAGGAGCUUCGUGAUGCGGGAUGCCAGCUACCUGUAGAGGAGAAGAGCCCUGGUCAGCCCUUCUACCUCGCGGCCAUCGAGGAACUGCUACGGCUGGCUGGGGAUCCAGAUUCUGCUGCGUUUUACACAAGUCAAGACUCCUUUGCGAAAGGAGUGCGCCUAGGUGUCGGUGUGGAGCUGCCACGCGUGCCUGCUGUUUUCACUGCCAAGGAUCGAUGGAGGACCUACCCAGAUGGUCCUGACGGGACGGUGCUUCGGGACAACUAUGUAUCCGCUAAAGAACAUGCAGCAGAAGUGCAAAAACAGUUUGAGAUCGAAGCGGAGCUUGGUGCCAUGUACGAGACGGACUUGGAGGCUGCGUGCAGGGAGCUCGGCGAAGUGUCAGUCGCCUCGCUUGGAGCCAUCGAGAAGAAAGAUGGAUCCUACAGGGUGACCCAUGACGCAACGCAUGGCCUGUCUGUCAACAGUGUGAUAAAGGUUCGGGAUCAGAUGCGCUGCCCUGGGGCCGGAGACCUUCGGCGAGCUUUGCAGACUUUGCCUACAGCGUUCUUCGCCCUCUCAGGGGAUGUGGCGCGUGCCCAUCGCCUCGUAAAGAUUGCAAAGCGUGACUGGAAGCAUCUUUGCUGUCGCACUGGCACCAAGAGAGAUGACGUAAUAUGGGUGAACUGCGUGGGUACCUUUGGUGUCUCGUCAGCUGCGUACCACUGGUGUCGUCUGAUGUCAGGACUUGGGCGCUCAGCGUUCUUCUUGUUCGGCAAGUUCGGCUGGAUGCAACUUGUUUACGUCGACGAUCUUCUCUGGCUCGUCGGCGACAAAGGCGGCAUUGAGAAGCUGAUCACAGUGAUCUUUUACUACUCAGCACUGGGGUUGCCGUUUGCUUGGAAGAAGUUUUCGGGUGGCCUCGUGUGCAAGUGGGUCGGUUUCGAGUUGACACUGGCUGAGAGAGCCUUAGGACUCACUGAGGGAAGGGCAAAAUGGAUAAUCUCCUGGGUGUCGCAUACUGUGGAUGCUGGUGCAGUUCGAAUGGCAGAUUUUCGCGCAGUGCUCGGCAGGCUUUCGUUUGCGUUCACUGUACUUCCCAACUUCCGACCGCUCUUGGGACCGCUGUAUGCCUGGAGUGCAGCGAUGGGAUCCUUCCACAGUCUUCCCUUGCCAAAGCUGGUGGUCGUGCUCUUGAACUUCUUGAAGGCUUCGCUAGAAAGACUUGGGAGAAAUGCGGCAGUCGCCGACCACUGUGAUGCAGAAAGAGAGCUCUUUCGGACGGAUGCCCGGGCCGAAGGCGACGAGGUGUGGAUCGGGGGCUUCGCGUUAGACAAUGGCACGUUGUCAGAGUGCCGCUGGUUUGCAGAGCGCAUCUCGCACAACACAGGCAAAUGGCUCUUUCUGGCCGGAGAGUCCUAUCGUGCCAUUGCAUCUUUGGAGCUUCUCGCGACCUUGACAGCAGUAGUACUCUUUGGCGUUCCAGGGGGUCAACAUCUUGGCUGUGCUUGCUCAGCUAGCACCGACAAUCGCGGCAACGCCUUUGCCGUCUCAAAGUUGAUGACGACGAAAUUUCCCCUAUGUGCCUUUUUAUUGGAACUCGCCAUGCAGCUUCAGAUGAAGUCGUCAGAGCUGCAGUUGAGAUGGCUUCCCAGGCUCCAGAAUGUCGAAGCAGACCGGCUCACUAAUGGUGAUUUCACCGGCUUCAGCGAUCAUAAGCGGUUGCGGUUUUCGGUGGAUGAGUUUCGUGGCAUUUUGCUUUCGGACAUGCUUGACUUGGGCUCCGAUCUCUAUGGCUCGAUCAGGGAGGCCAAGACGAAGGGCAAGCUGCGGAUUCCUAAGACGCGCAGAGAAGACACGCUCAAAUGCAGAGAUCCUUGGAUGUAG
Molecule: messenger RNA, 21084 nt
Organism: Symbiodinium natans
Lineage: Eukaryota; Dinophyceae; Suessiales; Symbiodiniaceae
Source: the annotation of a GenBank genome assembly